Apodemus sylvaticus (European woodmouse) is the source of this 1571-nucleotide messenger RNA. Its product is annotated as V-set and transmembrane domain-containing protein 1-like. The record is from RefSeq and is a predicted model, not a curated record. The coding region runs from base 118 to 693 and encodes 191 amino acids. NCBI's taxonomy places the organism in Eukaryota, Metazoa, Chordata, Mammalia, Rodentia, Muridae. The transcript is spliced from 6 exons. Gene Ontology annotation, cellular component: plasma membrane.
AGCCUGCAGGUUCCAGGGACAGAGUGUGGCCAGGAGAGAACUGUGACAGCCUUCUGCCCUGCCUUCUUCUUCCCAAGAGCAGAAGACUGCAUCUUGACUUGGGGAAUAGGGGAAGUCAUGGACACAGAUUUCAUAUACCUGCUUUGCCUGGGGCUGUGCCUGUGCUAUGGAGAUGAGGAUGAACACGAGGAACUUCCCAGGCCUUCCAUCAGUGCCUGGCCCAGCUCUGUGGUCAAGUGCAAGAGUAACGUCACCCUCCGAUGCAGGACUCAUUUCCAGAAUGUCACAGUCACCCUGGGAAGGCUGCACAACUCUCAGUACCAGCUACAGACGUCGUCUCUGGGAAAGGAAGCUGAGUUCCACCUCACUAACCUGCAGCUUGAAGACGCUGGAGGCUAUUUCUGUACCUACAGAACGGCGUUCUCACACAGCUGGUCAGGACAGAGUCGGCACUUACAGUUGGCGGUCACAGAUGGAGUGGGAGGAGGUGGAGGAAAUUGCCACAGACCAUCAGACAGCAAGCUCAUCCUCCUGACCACCUUCAGGUGCCUCUGCAUCUCUCUUCUCUUUGUCUCCAUCUUCUUUAUCUACAGAUGCACUCGGCAAGACAGGAGGAAGAGGACAAAAUGGGAGAGGAAGAGGAGGAGUAGGAGAAGAAGAAGAAGGAGGAGGAGGAGGAGGAAAACAUUAUAGUGACACUGAAUGAUCAAGUGUAUAAGCAUGAACACGAAGCUUCAUGUGACAUCUGGAAUCCAGCACCGGGCUGAAGCAGAAGACUGAAUUUGAGGUCAACCUGGGCUGCAUAAGGAGAGCAUAUCCAACGCACACAUACACACACACAGAUACACACACAGACACAGAGAAAAACAGAGACACACACAUACAUAGAUAGGUACAUAUAGAGACACACAAACUGACAAAAGAGACACAGAUACAUACACAGACAUAUAGACAGAGACACAUACACAGACAAAUACAUAGACCCAUACACACAGAGAGACACAUUUAUACACGCAGACACAUGGAGACAUUGAAACACACAUACAUAGUAAUGCACAGACACGCACACAGAGAUACUGAUACACACACACACACAUACAUACCAGACACACAGAGACACAGAUACACACACACACACAUCAGACACACAGAGACACAGAUACACACACACACAGACACACAUCAGACACACGCACCAGACACACAGAGACACAAAUAGACACACACACCAGACACACACAUACCAGACACACAUACACCAGACACACAGAGACAGAGAUACACACACACACCAGACACACACAUACCAGACACACACAUACCAGACACACACACACCAGACACACACACACACAUCAGACACACAGAGACACAGAUACUCACACACACCAGACAUACGCACCAGACACACAGAGACACAGAUACACACACACACCAGACAUACACACCAGACACACAGAGACACAGAUACACACACAUACCAGACAUACACACCAGACACACAGAGACACAGAUACACACACAUACCAGACAUACACACCAGACACACAGAAACACAGAUACACACAUAC